AAUUUUUCAAGGAGUGAAUGCAUGUAUCCUGCUGGUAUGGACUUUCCUCGCGAAGCUGGGAUGGUGUUGGUUCCAACGAGGUUUGUGUGGCCUUAUGGUGGCAGAAUUGUGUAUAUCGCCGGCUCAUUUACAGGGUGGACACAAUGGCCGAUGACACCGGUUGAGGGUUGCCCUACUGUGUUUCAGACGAUUUGUAGCUUGCCGCCUGGUUUUCACCAGCUGAUCGGUUACGAGAUUUUGUCUCUAUUCUCGCCUUCUUUUAGUUGCCCAUAUUUGGCCUUAUGUUUGUGUUGUCGAGUUGUUAUGGAUAAGUACAAGUUUAUGGUUGAUGGUGAAUGGAGGCAUGAUGAGCGCCAGCCUUUCAUUAGUAGUAACAUUGGAACAGUGAACACUAUCCUCUUAACUAGGGAACCUGAUUACGUGCCUCCAGUGCUGGGCUCAAGCAUGGAUGUUGACGAUGCCUUCCAGCGCAUGGUUCGUGAGUCAGAUGGAAGAUCUCCAGAGGCCUUCCCGACUUUAUCAGAGACAGAUUUAGAGAUAUCCAGGCACCGUGUUGCUGUAUUCAUGUCUACACACAUGGCUUAUGAGUUGCUACCUGAAUCUGGAAAGGUUAUUGCUUUGGAUGUUGAUUUGCCUGUGAAACAAGCGUUUCAUAUUCUUCAUGAGCAGGGUAUCUGUAUGGCGCCGUUGUGGAACUUCGCCAAGGGAAAAUUUGUUGGAGUUAUCAGUUCAUUGGACUUUAUUCUGAUUAUGAGAGAGGCUGGGCCGGAUGACAGUCUAAAGGAUGUUGCUUUGAAGAUUCUGCAAAAUGGUGUGGCCACUGUUCCCAUCCUUUAUUCGUCUUCACCAGAUGCCUCAAACCCACAUCUCUUGCAUCUUGCUUCACUUUCUGGGAUAUUAAAAUGUAUUUGUCGGUUCUUUAAGCAUUCCCCGAGCUCAUUGCCAAUACUUCAGUUGCCAAUCUAUGCAAUUCCGUUGGGGACGUGGGUUCCGAAAAUUGGGGAGGCAAAUCGACAGCCACUGGCAAUGUUGAGACCAAGUUCUUCGCUUAGUGCCGCUCUAAAUUUAUUAAUCCAAGCACAAGUUAGUUCAAUCCCGAUUGUUGAUGAUAACGACUCCUUGUUGGAUGUUUAUUCUCGGAGUGACAUAACUGCUCUGGCUAAAGACAAAAUCUAUGCGCAUAUUAAUCUUGACGAAACAACUAUUCAUCAGGCAUUGCAGUACAGGGAUGACCCAUUUUCACCAUACGGGUCCAAUACCCAGAGAUGUUUCAUGUGCUUGCGUUCUGAUCCUCUACAUAAGGUUCUGGAGAGAUUAUCUCAACCAGGGGUGAGAAGGAUUGUUGUUGUUGAAGCUGGAAGUAAACAUGUUGAAGGAAUCAUUUCAUUAGGCGAUGUUUUCCGGUUUCUCAUG
This is a messenger RNA of Striga asiatica, 1413 nucleotides long. NCBI's taxonomy places the organism in Eukaryota, Viridiplantae, Streptophyta, Magnoliopsida, Lamiales, Orobanchaceae. The record is from the annotation of a GenBank genome assembly.